GCUCCAUUACCAAGCUUAAACCUCAAUCUAAUGACGAACAGAUAUCAAUGUUUAUUGUAUUUAUUUUUGUACCGAAACCAUAUAUAAACAAGAUUGGCAGCUCGUAAAUGAUAACAUUACGUUACAUCAAAUGACGUUCAUACUGAAGUUGAUAAAGACGUAUCUGCCCACGGCAAGUAACCAAAUGUCUUUCUUUUGUAUUCUUCAUCGGUACUAAUCUCUGUGUUUAGUUCACACCUAUGCCAACCGUGUCAACUAACCUAACCAGACCCGUGAGUGGCACACGGGCCCGAUACAAACAGCCGCCCGUCGCUAUAUAAGCCGAGCAUGUGUUCAGACACACCGUGUAGAACUUAACGUGACACCGGCAGCAAACAUGUGGGUUUUCGGCUACGGCUCUUUAAUUUGGAAAGUUGACUUCCCGUACGAGGACAAACGAGUGGGCUUCGUCAAGGGCUUCAGUCGCCGGUUCUGGCAGGGAAGUACAGAUCAUCGAGGAGUUCCUGGAAAGCCUGGCCGAGUGGUGACAUUAAUAGAGGAUCCAGAGGGCUGUGUGUGGGGUGUUGCUUACAAGUUGCCAUCAGGCCAAGAACAGAAAGUGAAAGAGUAUCUUGACUACCGUGAAAAAGGAGGCUACGGUGUGAUCACGGUUACAUUCCAUCCCAAAGACGAACAACAGCAGCCAAUGCAAGACACAUUGCUCUACAUCGGCUCCUGCGACAACCCAAAUUACCUUGGCCCGGCACCACUGGAGACAAUUGCUCGGCAGAUAGUCAAGUCCGUAGGCCCCAGUGGCAAGAAUACAGAUUACCUGUUCGAGCUGGCAGAUGCCCUGCGACAACUAGUACCUGAAGACCUGGAUGAUCACCUGUUUUCUCUGGAGCGUCUGGUGAAGCAGCUGCAGGAGCAGGAGGACAUGGAUUGAUCCACCAAGUGUCUUCUGAAGAGCUCAGGGAUCUGUACUAAAAAAGAUAAGCUGGAAAAGCAUUAGAUGAGGAGGAGAUACUCUACAAAAUAGUUUUUUAAUAUACAGUAGUCUCUUUACUGAGUAUUUGGUCCCACUUUAUAUUAAGUGGCCUUAACUAUUAUGUACUUUCAUUUGGUACAAGUCACUUGUGCAUUUGUAUUUAUAACUGUAAAAAUAACUGAGUGUAAUUACAUUAAUAAUUACACUGUUGACUUUCAUUGUUAAUCUAUACUCUUAGACUUACCCAUACUACUAAACAUGUCCCUUACCUUAACUACUGUAUAUACCGCCCCAAAUUCCUCAUAAAUGUUUUGUACCAUGUAGUUAGGUCACUUUUAAGGACACUUAAUAUGAAAUGGAACCAAAUGUUUUAAUAAGCACUUGAUUUGUUUUCAGAUCAUUUGUUUCGUUAAAUAAUGUAACGCUAAAGCAGAUUUCAGUAUAUACCACAUGAAAGUUGUGGGUACGUCCAUGAAAAUGUAAAUAUUAGGAAUUUUAAUAUUUAGAGGUCGGUUUUAUUGUGCUCCGGAUACUUGAAUAUGUUACAAAGCCAUUUUCAGUUUAUUGAUGAAGUCCCGUACUUUAAAAUAAGCCAUGGCGAGGAGAAUCGCAUGAAUAUAAACAUGGUUAGGUCACAUUUUACCCUCCGAAAAACACAUGCAAUAAAUAAAUAAUGAAUUGAAUAGACAAAAUAAACAGAGUAAUGUUUUAUUUUUUAUAAAUCAAGUAAAAAUAUAAGAAUAUUUUCCCAUCUUAUUCACUUUUCUAUUUUUAAUUUUUUGUAAUGCAAAACGUCCAUCAAAAUCCAAAGUCUCUCCGUCCAUCCAUUCAGUUACCUACAUUUUCUGUACAUAAAUAAUAGGCUUAUUACUAUUAUUCUUAUUAUUAUUAUGAUGAUUAAGUUAUCAGUAAAAAAUUAAACAAAUGCACAUUUUUCUCCCCUCCAAAAAAACUUACCUUUUAACAGCAAAUCAAGAAAACUGAUAAUAACCCUGAAGUGGUCUCUUAAUUUUUUUCAGAGCUGUAUUAUAGUUACUUAACUUUGUCUCCGUAGGGAAAUUUCAUUAGCAGCAUACACACUCAGACAUCUGACAUUUGGCAUUAAUAUAAAUAACUCAUUUAAAAACAUGGUACCCUUAUGCCAAGUUCAGACUGCAUGAUUUUCAUAGUAGUCGUGUCACAGAUGUUUUCACACUGCAUGACUAUCUGGGCUAGCGUUUUGUCACUGCUUUGUUUACACUGUAGGACGGAUCAGCGACGGGGGUUCACACUGCAAGACUUUACAAUAGGAAGAAUCGCCGACAACUUUGUUCAAACUAUGUCUCACACAACCAAAAACAAGUAGUAUAUAUUUUGUUAUUAACUACAUAAUGAGAAAAAGCCUUUAAUGGGGUAGAAAAUGUACAUAUUUGCUCACCUGGUUUUGAAAGGAAUUCGCUAUUUCUCCUCAGCUUCUUUCUUUUUUGACCCGGGUGCUCCUGCCAAAUUUCCACUAGUUUUCCUUCAUUUCUUGGGUCCAAAUAAACUGAAAAUGAGCGCUUUUAACUUUUCCCCCAACCUCCAGCUGGCCUGUAGCUACCCACACUAGUGGAUGCUGCUCUCUCAUUGGCUGUAGGUAAUCGCUGAUGUUAUUUUCAGUCAGAACACACUUCACAUGGCAUGAUUUUGAAUCACCGACAGGUCGAGCGAGAUAUUUAACAUGGCAAAUAUCUCACGGCAUUGGCGACUCAUCGGCGAUUCUCUCAGAUCGUGUCUUUGAUAGUUCACACUGUGUGAUUGUUACUCGUGUGAACGAGCACCGAUUUGCCUGUGAUUUCAGGCAUUUGUCGGCGGUUUCUCUAAACCUGUCGGGGAGUCAAAAUCUGGGCUAAAAUCAUGCAGUCUGAACUUUGCAUUACUCUAAAUAAAUAUCCAGUCUACUGGUCAUCAACUGCUAGUGAGAGAGAUGGAAUUUAAAAACUUCAUUGCUUGAGGUAUAAAUGAUCAUUUUGUCCUAUUUCUUACACAUCUGGGAACACAAUGUUGAUGACCUGAUGGUAACAAUUGUGGAAGGUGUAUGAUAAAGGAUGUGUUUCAUCAUUGACAAUCAUGACAGCCUUAUUUAGUACUUUUUCUUUGUAUAUACUCUCAAUGCUCUUUAGUUUUAUUCCCAACAAAUUACAGACUGUUGUUACCACCUUCCCCAGUGACCUCUUCUGGGCAUCAGAAGCAUUUCCAUACCAACAGAUCACACAGAAUGUUGCAAUAUUUUCUAUAAAAGCACU
This is a messenger RNA of Danio aesculapii, 3231 nucleotides long. It is a transcript of the gene chac2, whose product is annotated as ChaC, cation transport regulator homolog 2 (E. coli). The record is from RefSeq and is a predicted model, not a curated record. Gene Ontology annotation, biological process: glutathione catabolic process. The transcript is spliced from 3 exons. Lineage: Eukaryota; Metazoa; Chordata; Actinopteri; Cypriniformes; Danionidae. Bases 377 to 925 code for a protein of 182 amino acids. Gene Ontology annotation, cellular component: cytoplasm. Gene Ontology annotation, molecular function: glutathione specific gamma-glutamylcyclotransferase activity; gamma-glutamylcyclotransferase activity.